This is a messenger RNA of Eriocheir sinensis (Chinese mitten crab), 1779 nucleotides long. RefSeq names its product retinol dehydrogenase 12-like. The record is from RefSeq and is a predicted model, not a curated record. The coding region runs from base 18 to 980 and encodes 320 amino acids. NCBI's taxonomy places the organism in Eukaryota, Metazoa, Arthropoda, Malacostraca, Decapoda, Varunidae. The transcript has 8 exons.
GCACAGCAGCAGACAGCAUGUUGUUGGAGAUGGUGGUGCCUAUGGUGGUGGCGGUGGUAGUGGUGGCGGCGAGCAUGAGGAUGUGGUACGUGUGUACGUCAGGUCGCUGCACCAGCACCAGGUCCAUGGCGGGCAAGACGGUCAUCAUCACCGGCGGCACGGCAGGCAUCGGGAAGGAGACGGCUCGUGACCUGCUCCGGCGCGGAGCCCGCGUCAUCCUCGCCUGCAGGAACCAGGAGAAGGGCACCAGGGUGGCCGGUGAGCUGCGGGCCGACGUGGGCGAUGUUGGGGAGUUGGUGGUGCGACACCUCGACACCUCCGACCUCGCCUCCGUCAGAACCUUCGCCAAGGAAGUGCUGGACGCCAAGGAGGCCAUCCACGUGCUGAUCAACAAUGCGGGCAUCCUUGGCCCUACGAAGAGGCGAGUGACGUCGGACGGCCUCGAGCUGACCAUGGCGACCAAUCACUUUGGUCAUUUUCUGCUGACCAACCUACUGCUGGGACGCCUCAAGGAGUGUGCGCCGAGCCGGAUUGUCAACGUGUCGUCUCGCGGCCACACGCAAGUCCACAAGUUUGACCUGGAUGACCUUAGUAUUGAAAACAGCUACUUCUCUUGGAAGGCUUAUGGGAUCACUAAACUGUGUAACAUUCUCUUCACUCGCGAGCUGGCGGAGAAGUUAGCGGGCACAGGCGUCACGGUCAACAGCCUCCACCCCGGCGUCGUGCGCACCAGCAUCUUUGACACCUUGGAAUUCGCUACAGGAUCUUUCUUCAUAAACCUACUGUUGUUAGUGCUCUCCAAGGACGAAGUCUCCGGCGCCCAGACCACUAUCCACCUGGCAGUGUCAGAGGAGGUGGAGGGCGUGACCGGCCGCUACUUCGCUGACUGCAAGGAGGAAACCACUUCCAAGCUGGCGCUCCGCAAGGAUCUAGCAACCGGCCUAUGGGAGGCCAGCGUGAAGGCCGUGGGGCUGCAGUAGCACGAGACACACUGCUGAGUGAGGCACACCACCAUCCGCCUCCUCCUGACUUUCUGACUUCCUGCAGCACACACUUCUUGCCCCUCCGUCAUGAGUCUUCCUUGCUUGUUCAGGGUCUCUGGGCCAGUGGACCGCCAGCACUCCUCGGGCGAGCAGCCGGGUGGCCCUUCUGCAGAGGUGAGGGUGACCCCUCUGCGGUUAUAGUCGACUGCUGGGCUGCUCGCUCGUGCACCGCUACGGGCUGCUCCCUGGGCGCCUGCCCGGAGGGCCCGUGCCUCCGUCGCUGCUCGCCGGCUGUUACCCGUGGCUGUGGCGGCGGCGGAGGUGUCCCUAGACCCGCAACGAGCUUGCAUUGCUCGCCCACCCUUUACAGGGCCGCCAUUUGGCCAAGGCCCUGUCCCCCUUUUAUGGGGGUUAAUCUUAAAGGAAGGUCUCUGGGAUACUUUCUUGUUGUCACGCCUGAGGCAUGAUUAUUAGCCUCCCUGACCCGCCGCUGACUUCCCGGCCCCAAAACGUAAUGUCAUCGUGACCAACAGCGUAGCGCUGGUGCUCAUGGCUUUCCUGACCCGACACAGUGUGUGUGUGGGUCUGUGUGUGCUCCUUACCAUUGCGCCUAAGAGACAAUGCUUACAGUUUCUGGUAACAAUGCUCUGUGUGCUUGAGGCAGCGGGGUGAGUGGAGGGACGGCUUGUCGGACACCUGAUAACGCGAGGUGCUAUCUCAGUAUUCUCUUCCUUCACGAAGUCAAGAUGUCGGAUUUUUUUUUUCCUUUAAUAAAUGAGAAAAUUAAAAUAAAGUG